Paramuricea clavata is the source of this 2757-nucleotide messenger RNA. The record is from the annotation of a GenBank genome assembly. Lineage: Eukaryota; Metazoa; Cnidaria; Anthozoa; Malacalcyonacea; Plexauridae.
AUGAGGUAAGAUGGUUCAGGUAAUUGUCAAUGGAAAAGCUCGAACUGUACAUAUACGAAAAUAUUUGUUCUCUCAUCAUAGACACCUUAUGUCAGACCUCACGUUUUCAAGUGACGACAACAAACUCGUUCCAAGAAAAAAACCAAAGCAGUGUGCUGUUUCUCAGUGGAAUGGAAACAAUUCUGUACAAUAUAAAUGGACAGAAAGUAUUGUGAAUUGAAGAACAGUGAAAGUGGUAGUCGAAUGUCAAAAGUGCGCAAUGGAAAACAGUGGAAAAAGGACUUGCAGACUAAGUGGAGUGGUUUUCACGAUAUAAGGUGUUCUGACUGCUAUGGUUCACAUGAAUGCAUUGUGAAUAAAAAAAGUCAUUUCGACAUGAAAACCAUGUGCAACACAUGCAAGACUCCUGGUAGAUAUGUACCAUGUUAUGCCCAACGUUAUGUGGCUUUCUUAAGUUGAAAAUCAUCUCGGCAAUCAUACGUGUCCACCAAAAGUGCAAUUGAACGGCUGAAAGAAGAUAGAGAGGCAGCUACAAGAGAACCCAGACCAAACUCCUUCCCAAAUACAAAGUAACCUCAUAAUUUUGCAGAUGAGACAAGGUAUGUAACUGUGGGCAAGCCUUUGCUAUGCACUACAAAUGAUCCUUUAAGUAAUUUUAUGGCACAUACGUACAUCCCCUAGUACAAACAGUUGUGCCACUUUAACAAUUUAUUUUGCUUUGGAUGAAGGAAAGUGUAUGUAAUCAUCACCACUUUGUUUUUUGACGUACUGUCAUUAUUGUUCAUUAUUUUGAGCACUUACUGACAGACUACACCCUGGCCAUCUUUAACGACACGCCGCAAGCUAGGCUGUAAACCGUCUGCAAAAGGAAAUUGCAAAAUAUAAAUGUCAAGUCAAAUAAAAGAACCUUCCCACUUCUGCAACUUGUUCUAUUUUUCUGUAGCAAAUACUUCUUUAUCAGCAAAUAUGGUGGUAGGGUCUGGUAGAAUUUCGCUUUCUGUCCUUCAUAUACAUACCUCAAUUUGUGUUUCUACAGCACUGAGACUGCUCUUCUUCGUGUUUUUAAUGAUGUCUUGUAUGCCAUUGACGAUCACCAAGAAGUAGUCUUGGUCCUUCUCGAUUUAUCUUCAGCAUUUGAUACCAUUGAUCACACGUUGUUGUUGGAAAGACUUAGUCACCGUUACGGAAUAAAUGGCACAGUGCUUGAAUGGUUCAAGUCCUAUCUUUUGGAUCGUACUCAAUCUGUAAAAGUCAAAGAUGCUUUAUCGAAUGAUAAGAAGCUACUGUUUGGCAUCCCCCAGCGAUCAGUUUUGGGACCAAUCUUCUUUUCCUUAUUUUUUGCACCAAUGGAAGAUGUCAUCACCGCCCAUGGUUUAAGCUGCAUGAUUUAUGCUGACGACUCCCAGCCCUAUGUAAUUCUUGAUCCCAAGAAAAAUCGAGAUGCUAUGCUUUCUAAGAUUGAGUUAUGUAUAAAAGAUAUUCUCACUUGGUGUGCAAAAAAUGGUCUUACUUGUGAUCCUGACAAGACUAAAGUUCUCCAUCUCACGUCUCGGUUCACCAAGGAUUAUGAAGUACCCCUUAAGAUAAAUGUGAAUGACAAUAUUAUUUCUUCUUCACCAAAUGCACGUGAUCUUGGAGUUACAGUUGAUUCCCAUCUUAAAAUGACGACCCAUGUCAAUAAUGUUUCCAAAUCUGCAUUCUUUGCACUAAGAAACAUUGGUAAGAUCCGAAGAUAUAUUAACCAGAACGACUGCGAAAAAUUGGUACAUGCUUUCAUCACAUCAAAGCUUGAUUCCUGUAAUAGUAUUCUGUUUGGGCUACCAGCUGUAGAAAUUGACAAACUACAACGUGUACAGAACACUGCUGCAAGACUUGUAGUCGGAGGAAAAAAAUAUGAUCACGUCACCCCGAUAUUGAAACAGCUUCAUUGGCUGCCUAUAAGGGCCAGAAUAGAUUUUAAGAUUCUGCUUAUUACUUACAAGGCCCUUAAUAACCAAGCACCGGACUAUAUAACAGAACUUUUAGAUAUUUAUAGGCCUAAGCGUACUUUGAGAUCAACAUCACAGAAUUUAUUAGUUGUUCCGAAAUCGAACACUAAGACGUAUGGUGAGAGAACAUUCCAAGUGAGUGCUCCUAAGCUAUGGAACUCUCUAACUGAUUACAUUCGUCUCUCAAGUUCAUUAGGUAUUUUUAAAGGCUUAGUAAAGACACAUCUUUUUAGGAAAUACUUUGACUAGAUAGCACGUUUUUAUAUAUUUCAGUAAUUGCAUACAUGUAAUAUAGUAUAAAUUAUGAGACCCGAUCCUUGUAAGAGCAUCGAGACUCUGUAGGAUGCUCCUAAAACUGUAUUAUUAUUAUUAUUAAUGGAUACAACUUUAUGUUAAUGUUAACAGAUUCUUUGCAUAAAAGUUGCAAAACUUUCAUGUGCAUACUAUACAAAUUUAAAAUUACUGACUACAAUCAACAUUUUGCCACUUUUAUGGAAAAAAAAUUGACAUAUAUAAAGGAAAGGGGAAUUCUACCACAAUAUUUGGUGAUAGAGCAGUAAUCGCUACAGAAAAAUAGAACAAAUUACAGAAAUACAAAACAAGUUAUGGAAGUGGGAAUGUUCUUGUAUUUUGACUGUAAGCAGGAGCGAAGUGAUUUGUCAAUGAGAAUCGAAAAAUCGCUCCACAUCUCUAACUUUUCUCUAAUAACUUAAUCUAAUACAUCUAGGCUUACAGAGAAAUCCAUCUUCUGCAACAAUGCUGCCCGUAG